Molecule: messenger RNA, 1131 nt
Organism: Perkinsus marinus ATCC 50983
Lineage: Eukaryota; Perkinsozoa; Perkinsida; Perkinsidae
Product: G2/mitotic-specific cyclin-B, putative
Exons: 8
Coding region: 1-1131 (376 amino acids)
Biological process (GO): mitotic cell cycle phase transition; regulation of cyclin-dependent protein serine/threonine kinase activity
Cellular component (GO): cyclin-dependent protein kinase holoenzyme complex; centrosome; cytoplasm
Molecular function (GO): cyclin-dependent protein serine/threonine kinase regulator activity
Source: RefSeq, a predicted model, not a curated record
AUGUGUGGAUUUGAUAUGCUAAUGUGUGUUAUUGUGGAGGAUAAACUUGCCCUUCGUGGCGAAGGGGCGGAGCUCACUGAGUCCACGUCCAUGGACUCCAUCAAUGAAUUUGACAUAGGUCCCCGUUUCGAUCCCCGGCAACACUUCGACUUUUCUGCCUGCUCACACGGGAUGACAACAGGCGCGGCCUCGCGAGGCAAGGCACGAUUAGGGGACGAUCUUGAUGAUACUAUCAUGCAGGGCACCACACCAGCUAGAAUGGAGUCCAUGAGCCCAGUGAUUGACUGGAAGGACACCAUCCCCCCAGAGGAUCGUCAAGUGACUUUCACUCAGGAGUUCAUCCCUCCAGUGAGGGACGAUUUUCAGGAUCUCGGCGACCCUCAGUUCGUGGCGGAAUAUGUCAACCCUAUCUUCGUCAAUAUGAAUGGCGUUGAACAAAAGCAAUCCAGCGACUACAUGCAGAGGACCCAGAAUGAUAUCACUCAGCGUAUGCGUGCAGUUCUGAUCGAUUGGUUAGUUGAGGUCCAUUGGAAGUUCAAGUUGGUUCCUGAGACGCUCUACUUAACGGUUAACUUGAUUGAUCGCUACCUUGAGCAGUGUCCUAAUCUUCCACGUACACGACUGCAGUUGGUUGGUGUUACUUGUUUAUUGAUUGCUUCUAAAUAUGAAGAUAUAUAUCCUCCCGAGAUGAAGGACAUUGUCAGUAUAUGCGACAGGACUUAUCAACGUCACGAAGUGAUGGAGAUGGAAGUUGACAUUCUCAACACGCUUGGGUUCUGUAUGACUACCCCGUCGCCGAUGUUCUUCCUGUUGCGGUAUGCUAAGGUCAUGGAAGCCGAUGAGAAGCACUUCUUCUUAUCCCAGUAUUGUCUGGAGCUUGCAUUGCCAGAGUAUAGUAUGUUGAGGUAUUCCGCAAGUCAGUUAGCGGCAGGCGCCUUGUAUUUAUCCAACAAGUUGUUGAGGAAGCCGACAGCGUGGCCACCACAUGUGGCCGUGCAUUGUCCUAACACUGAGCACGACGUGAAGGUGGUGGCGAAGGAACUAUGUGCAUUAUUGCAAGUAGCUACCAAUGAGGACCAUUCGGGGACGCAACUCAGGGCUGUGAAGAAGAAGUUUCAGCUCUCUAAGUAA